Trifolium pratense (red clover) is the source of this 581-nucleotide messenger RNA. RefSeq lists its product as uncharacterized. NCBI's taxonomy places the organism in Eukaryota, Viridiplantae, Streptophyta, Magnoliopsida, Fabales, Fabaceae. The coding region runs from base 15 to 428 and encodes 137 amino acids. The record is from RefSeq and is a predicted model, not a curated record. The transcript is spliced from 2 exons.
CUCCAUCUCUCACCAUGGCUCCACCAUCACCACCAUCAAAUGCACAAUCCUUGUUGGCCCCACCACCAACACCAUCAAACAAGACAACGUUUUAUGCUUUGCUUGGAUUCUCUUUUCUUCAUCUUCUUGUACUCGGAGCUUAUCUUAUUGUGCAUGCUACAGGCCACACUCAGCUAUUGGAGAAAGGCCGAUAUUUGGUCUACGCAUUGUUGGUUAUUGUCGAGCUGUGUUUCAGUGUUUCUUUCAUCAUAAAGAUGCCGCGCCCGGGGGAAGCCAAGUAUGUGUGGCUUCCUCUCACUGGGUAUGUGGUAGGGUCUCUCAAGAAGGCUAUUUGUUUUGAUUUUGUUACAAAAAAUCCUCAUCUUUUUUCUGAGAUUGAAGAUUCAACUUCUUCGAUUGAAGAUUCCUCUUCUUCUUCCUCGUCAUGAUGCUAAUGUCCAUCCUACUCCUCCAACCCCUAAGAAGAAUGGUGCCUGAACUCUGUUUGGUGUGAGUAGUAUAAUAAAACCCCACUUUUUUUUUAUUAUUAUUAUUAAUACACUCCAAUGCUCCCUUUAUAUGUUUAAUAAAAUUCAUCAUUA